This is a messenger RNA of Engraulis encrasicolus (European anchovy), 2079 nucleotides long. It is a transcript of the gene npy7r, whose product is annotated as neuropeptide Y receptor Y7. Gene Ontology annotation, molecular function: neuropeptide Y receptor activity; neuropeptide binding. Gene Ontology annotation, cellular component: plasma membrane; neuron projection. Bases 128 to 1297 code for a protein of 389 amino acids. NCBI's taxonomy places the organism in Eukaryota, Metazoa, Chordata, Actinopteri, Clupeiformes, Engraulidae. Gene Ontology annotation, biological process: G protein-coupled receptor signaling pathway. The transcript is spliced from 2 exons. The record is from RefSeq and is a predicted model, not a curated record.
GUCUUUCCAAACGUAGUGCUUUACGCACCAUCCCAUCAUCUGCAAACUAGGCUGCAAGGGAAACAAGCAAGCUGCUGCCGAUCGAACUGAUUGGAUGCACCUCCUGUAGGUGCGCGGCGGCCCAAACAUGAGCCCCUUGGAUUCGCUCAACGGCACCGACGCCGGCCAGCAAGUGAAAUGGGACGACUUGCAGCACCGCUACCACGAGUUCUUCCUGGUGAACGAGAGCCUGGAAGACUUCCUCAAGCCCACCUUCAGCGACGACAUCACCAAGCACCAGUUCGUCCAGAUCGCGCUGAUCGUGGCCUACUCCCUCAUCAUCCUCCUGGGGCUGGUGGGCAACACGCUGGUCAUCUACAUGAUCAUCCUCUACAAGAACAUGCGCACCGUCACCAACUUCUUCAUCGCCAACCUGGCCCUGGCUGACCUGAUGGUGGACACCAUCUGCCUUCCCUUCACCCUGGCCUACACGCUGCUGGACGAGUGGAAGUUUGGGGCCGUGCUGUGCCACCUGGUGCCCUACGCCCAGGCCCUGAGCGUGCACGUGUCCAUCCUGACGAUGACGGUGAUCGCCCUGGAGCGCUACCGCUGCAUCGUCUUCCACCUGGAGCGCCGGCUGUCCAGGAGCGCCAGCUUCACCAUCAUCGGCCUGACGUGGGCGGCCUCGGCCGUGCUGGCCGGGCCGCUGGCCAUCUUCCGGGAGUACCGGCGCGAGGAGAUCCCCUACAUCGGCCUGCACAUCGCCGUGUGCUCCGAGAAGUGGCCGCACGGCACCAACCGCGACGCCGUGAUCUACAGCCUGUCCAUGCUGCUGCUGCAGUACGUCAUCCCGCUGGGGGUCAUCAGCUACGCCUACGUCUGCAUCUGGGCCAAGCUGCGCAACCACCGCAGUCCGUCCAGCCGCAGCGGAGACAGCCUCCACCGCCGCAAGAAGACCACCAAGAUGCUGGUGGUGGUGGUGCUGGUGUUUGCGCUGUGCUGGCUCCCCUUCCACAUCUUCCAGCUGGCCAGCGACCUGGACCUGGUGCUGCGGUUCAAGGAGUACAAGCUGCUCUACACCAUCUUCCACAUCGUGGCCAUGUGCUCCACCUUCGCCAACCCGCUGCUCUACGGCUGGAUGAACAAGAACUACAGGAACGGCUUCCUCAUGUUCUUCCGCUGUGAGCACAAGCCGGACACCAUCCACCCCGAAGGAUCCUUCAAGACCCGAUCCAAAAGGGGCCUGAUCGUGAACGGUGGCGGCGGCCACCACAACAACAACGACGGCGGCGGCGGGCACCAACCCACCGCCGUAUGAGAUGGGAGAUCUUUGAACUCGUCUCGACCUCUUUUUGUUUCGCUCGUGUGGAAGCGCGGCCGGAGGGUGCUAAGUAGGGCUAUUUAUUUUCGAGCAAGUGCCAUAUGGUUUGCGGAUUCCGCCGAUGGUGUCCUCUUGGUAUGGUAUAAGCUCCAGAGCAGCGUGAGCAGCUGUGGGUGUUGGCAACAAGCUGUCUUGUGCUAAUUGCAACGGCUCCCCGGAGCAGCAGCACUGAGAGAUGCAUUCAUUCAACUUUGAUGUUCUGCAAGAGCACAAGGGAAUAAUAAUGCUGUAAUUAUUUAAAACACGGUGUAAAUAUUAAAGCUAUCCGUUCGCCCCAAGUAUGUUGAUACAAGAAAAACUAUUACGCAUUGCUAUUCUGAUAAUACUGCCAAAAUUAAUUGGCUGUGUUCUCAUCGCAAAUUAUACUGCACAGUAAAAGACAAACCACAUUUGGAACUGUAUUAAGCAUACUGUUUAACCGAUUAAUGGUCAUACAACGAAGCCAACCAACAUACUGUAUGUAAUGCUAAGAUGUUGCAUGUGCAUACAUAUGGUAUUCUUAAAGCACAGCUGGUACUUGUACCAAGGCAAAUGAAAUGUACAAGUACGCAUAUUAAUAUUGUAUAUGAUGACAAUGUAUAUGAGCAAUCUGCAGUCGUGUGUGUUUCCAGACAAGGCAUUAAAUAACGACUACUCUGUGUCUUCUGCUCAGCAUAAGGAAUGAGAUAAGGAUGGCACUGCACUGGCAGAAGCUGACAAAUUGACUACUGUAUAUUAUG